Messenger RNA from Hevea brasiliensis (rubber tree), 1756 nucleotides. Its product is annotated as RNA demethylase ALKBH9B. The transcript is spliced from 6 exons. Gene Ontology annotation, molecular function: demethylase activity; mRNA binding. Bases 188 to 1684 code for a protein of 498 amino acids. Gene Ontology annotation, biological process: mRNA catabolic process. The record is from RefSeq and is a predicted model, not a curated record. NCBI's taxonomy places the organism in Eukaryota, Viridiplantae, Streptophyta, Magnoliopsida, Malpighiales, Euphorbiaceae.
UGCAUUAAACGAAAACCUGACGAAUCUAAUUGGUAAUGAUGGGCAAAGACGGGUAGCCGCUAGUCCUUGUGAUGUUGCUCUCUUUGCCCCCUGUUUAACGUCCAAAACUGCGUACUGAAACAACCAAAUCUUGUUCCUUUCUCAGAUACAGCGGUACUUCUUUCGUUGGAUUCUUUAGCUUCCUUUCAUGGUGACAGGAGAGAUGGCCCGAAAUUCGCCGGAAGCCCGUGGUAGUGAGGAUUGCAUAGAACUUCUCAAGAAAAUGGAUCUUCAAGAGGUUCUGCAGGUUUUGUCUGGAGGAUUUUGCCACCAUUGCCAGGCUCUUUUAGAAAGUCGAAUUCACAAUCUCAUCAGUGGAAAAGUUAGUAAAAUGUCUUUGUCCAAUGAUAGCAUCAAAGUUUCAAAAGGAUUUCGGUCUGCAGAUGCAACAAACAUCAAUUCAUCUUAUAAUAAUUUGGAAUCUUUGUCUGCUGGGAAAUCAAGUCCAACCUUGAGCUCUAACCAAGAACCUGAAUCUGUUUGCUCAACGAGGCAAAAAGGGGUCACUGCUACUUCUUCACCUGCAUCAGUAAACAGCCAUCAGAAUUCAAUUGAUAGUUUGGGUUUUGAAAUACUGUUGAAUGAUGGACUUGCAGGAGCAUCUUCUAAGGUGGACAAUGGUUUAUCGGAGGAGCAAAAGGAGCAGAUUAGGUUUUCAAAAAUUGGCAGGAAAAAGGAUUUUGCUUGUACUGAGAGAAUCAAUGGGAAAUCAACCAAUAUUCUUAAAGGGCUAGAACUUCAUACUAAGGUUUUCAAUCCUGAAGAGCAGAAGAAAAUAGUUGAAUGUGUUUACAAUCUACAGCGCAUGGGCAGGAAGGGGCAACUUAGAGAACGCACAUAUUCAGAACCUAAGAAAUGGAUGCGUGGUAAAGGACGCAUCACAAUGCAAUUUGGAUGCUGUUACAAUUAUGCAGUGGACAAAAAUGGGAACCCCCCAGGUAUAGAUCGAGAUGAAGUUGUUGAUCCUCUGCCACCCACUUUCAAGCAAAUGAUCAAGAGAAUGGUCACGUGGCAUGUUUUGCCUCCGACAUGCAUUCCUGACAGCUGCAUCGUGAAUAUAUAUGAUGAAGGGGAUUGCAUUCCGCCUCAUAUUGAUCAUCAUGACUUUCUUCGACCAUUUUGUACUGUGUCAUUCUUGACUGAAUGCAACAUAGUCUUUGGUUCAAAUUUGAAGAUUCUCAGUCCGGGAGAGUUCUCUGGGCCUGUCUCUAUGCCUUUGCCUGUUGGAUCGGUUCUUGUUCUAAAUGGUAAUGGAGCAGACAUUGCUAAGCACUGCAUUCCAGGAGUCCCAGCAAAACGGAUUUCCAUAACUUUCAGGAAAAUGGAUGAUAGCAAACUACCAUACCAGUUCUCACCAGACCCUGACCUGUUGGGAAUUAAGCCUCUUGCAUAUUCUCCCUUGACAAAGUCACCAUACCAACAAAGCCAGCCGCAGAAGCCUCUUGGUUAUCAUUCAAUUGCUAAGUCACCAUUUCAGCAAAGCAACCACCAGAAUGGCAAACUCACAGCAAAGGAAUGUGGAAGUGGCAACACGAAUAACACCUCAUUUUUCAUGGACGAAGAUGGUUUUCCUCCGCUUGGCAGCUCAAAUUCUUCUAGUCGAUCCAGGGCUAGUAGAGCUGGAUCAAAACAAUACUUCGGCUAAAUCACUGAUUCAUUAACCUCAUGUACUUGUUUAUGUUAUGCAGCUGUUAGUGAAGUAACAAAUUUUGAUGCA